UCUACCUUUGACUCAACGCUAAACAGUUGAUACGAUUUACAUCUAGUUAGUCAUUCUAUUGUGGGUCGCUUUCUAAUUUGUUCCGUCCAGUGAUUUCUGUCCUGGCUGCCAUGUGAAAACUGUUCAUCGACGUAAUAGAGACUGUAGCCUUCUCACUUUGCCGUCCCUUUAUUGGUUUUAAGUCUUCUCAGAGAUGCUGAGCCAAAGCACAUGCAUUGAGAUUGAGAAGGACUUCCAAGCACCAGAUUAAAAAGCUGCAACCACCUCCCUGUCUUCAUCUACCUCUGCCUUCAAACAUCCAAAGUCCAGUCUCAAAAGAGUAUGGCGUUUUUAAUUAAAAAGAAGAAGUUCAGGUUUCAGAUACACUUCACCCUGGAGGAGCUCACGGCUGUGCCGUUUGUGAAUGGGAUGCUCUUCUGCAAAAUCAGACUGUUGGAUGGUGGAGACUUUUCCAAUUCUUCAUCCAGGCAGGAGGUUCAGGAGAACUGUGUUCGCUGGCGAAAGAAGUUCUCUUUUGUGUGUAAGAUGAGUGCCAGUCCUGCCACUGGGGUCUUGGACCCCUGCAUCUGCCGAGUGUCUGUGCGUAAGGAACUUAAAGGUGGAAAGGCUUUUUCAAAGCUGGGCUUUGCUGACCUCAACUUGGCGGAGUUUGCUGGUUCAGGCUCCACUGUUCGCUGCUGUAUACUAGAGGGCUACGACACCAAGAACACUCGGCAGGACAACUCCAUACUCAAGGUCACUAUUGGUAUGACACUUCUCUCUGGAGAUCCCUGCUUUAAAAUGCCUGUGAGCACAGCUAAGACCAUUGCCAUGGCUGGGCAGGACCCCUCUCUGCAGCUGGACCGCAAGGGAGAGGGCACCGCUGACCACUCUGCACCGCCCCACGGUGGCAGCACUCGCCGAUCAGUCAAGAGCAGACCCUGUGUGAACAACUCUGGAGGACUUCAGGAGGGAUUGGAGGAGAACCUGUCCAGUCCAGAUGAAGUGUUUCACACGGGACACUCUCGCAACUCCAGCUUUGCCAGCCAACAGAGCAAAAUCUCAGGUGGGACUCAGGGCACGAUCAAAAGAGCAUCAGGCUACAGUACAGAGCACUCUCACUCCUCCAGCCUGACAGAUCUGUCCCAGCACCGGCGGAACACCUCCACCAGCAGCAGCAACACGUCAGGAGGGACGUCUACGACUAUUGAGAGCCCCGUAGAGCCAGAGAAAGAGCUUGUAAAACCAGAGAGACCCCCACGUCCUCCACGACCUGCUCUGCCCCCAAACAGACCCUCAAGGAGAAAGAAGGACUCUGUGGAGAACCAUCCCACAUGGGUGGACGACACGCGCAUUGAUGCAGAUGAUAUUGUGGAGAAGAUUGUGCAGAGUCAGAACUUUGCGGAUUUUAGCAACAAUGAAGACAGCAAUUUAACACUGUUCGUCAGUAGGGAUGGUACCACAGCAUUAAGUGGCAUCCAGCUUGUCAACAGGGUGUCUGCGGGUGUUUUUGAACCGGUGGUGAUUGAGAGCCAUUAGAUCUCCGAGGCCACAGCAGUCACUCUCUCACACAGCCAAUUUUUAUUUUGAAAUGAUGGCGAGAGCAAGACAGAGACUGGAUGUGAGAGUGGGCACCUGACGUCACAACUUGCUCCUCUUAUGGGUCUGACAUAUUACUCGCCUAUUACAACUGUAACACCCUAAUCAUGCAUUACAUUUGCUGAAAAAACAGUGGUGGGGAUGUUCAUUGUUCUAUGAUUAAGAAUGAAUUAAUCAUAAAUAUUUUACAGCGGAUUCUGAGAAUACAAACUACUUGAAAUGCCUUAAGAAAUGAGGCAAGAUGGGAGCUUCAGUCUAACACUGUGAAAUAUGAGGGCAGUCCAAGUGUUUUCGAAAGAAAAUUCAGUUCAAUGUUAUAUUAAAAUUUUAGCAGCUUUUCAGAUAUUAUUUAAUGUUUUGAGGUGGGAUGAUUUAAUGUCUUAUAUUUCUUUAUGAUUCAUUUCACACCCCUAUUAUAUACAGUACAAACCACUGAAAUCCACCUGCCCUUGGGUACAUUCUAAUAAUUCAGUUUAGUCAGUAACCAGCCCAUUAGCCUGUGAUAAACAUGGAAUAAUAUGCAUGAAAUAAUGUAUGGCUGGCCAUACAAAUAUGUCUGAGAAAGAAAACAGUUAAGCCAUUCCCCCAUAUAACCACUUUCAGUAUAUGAGCACUUGUGCUUGUUUCUCAGAGGUGGGCAAUAGU
Messenger RNA from Sinocyclocheilus grahami, 2223 nucleotides. It is a transcript of the gene eeig1b, whose product is annotated as estrogen-induced osteoclastogenesis regulator 1b. NCBI's taxonomy places the organism in Eukaryota, Metazoa, Chordata, Actinopteri, Cypriniformes, Cyprinidae. The record is from RefSeq and is a predicted model, not a curated record. The transcript is spliced from 13 exons. The coding region runs from base 322 to 1518 and encodes 398 amino acids.